AUGAUUGUAAAGGAGAGACAACUCUCAACUACCAGCGACGAUGUUAACAGACCUCUCAUCCACUACACUCCUAACUAUGGCUGGAUGAACGAUCCAAACGGUCUUUUCUACGACAAAAAGGCUGCUGUGUGGCAUAUGUACUACCAAUACAACCCUAACGAUACUGUCUGGGGCCUUCCUUUAUAUUGGGGGCACGCAACCUCGAAGGAUUUGAGUGUCUGGGAAGAUCAAGUUCCUGCUAUUGGUCCCGAUAAUGACAAUGAUGGCAUUUUUUCGGGAAGUAUUGUGGUGGACCACAACAACACUACUGGUUUCUUCGAUGACUCUAUCCAUCCAGAUCAGCGUGUAGUUGCCAUUUACACCUUGCAUACCUCCGAGAAGCAGACCCAGGAUCUUGCAUAUUCUCUUGAUGGUGGUUACACCUUCACCAAAUAUUCUGGCAACCCUGUGUUGGAUGUCAACUCGACUCAGUUCCGUGACCCCAAAGUGUUCUGGCAUGAGCCCACAAACCAAUGGAUUAUGGUUCUUGCAAAGAGUCAAGAGUUCAAGAUCCAGAUCUUUGGCUCUAUCGAUUUGAAGUCUUGGUCGCUCCAUUCCAACUUCUCAUCGGGUCUCUACGGUUUCCAGUACGAAUGUCCAGGUCUUGUUGAGGUUCCUAUUGAGAAUUCUACUGAAACAAAAUGGGUGAUGUUUUUGGCCAUCAACCCAGGUAUGCCCUUGGGUGGUUCUGCCAAUCAAUACUUUGUCGGUCAUUUCGAUGGUUUUACUUUCGUUCCUGAUGACACUCAGACAAGAUUACAGGACUGGGGUAAAGACUACUAUGCUUUCCAGGCCUUUAGCGACGUUCCAAAGGAAAUGGGCGUGCUUGGACUUGCAUGGGCUUCCAACUGGCAAUAUGCCAACAAGGUUCCCACAAGUGGCUGGAGAAGCUCCAUGUCUGUGGCGAGAAAUCACACUUUGAAGAAUAUUGCCAUCAACCCAGAAACCAAGGUGUUAUCUUUGGUUCAAAAGCCUGUCCUCGGUAGCACAGUCCAAAAGACAAACUUGAUUGACCAAGACUUCUGCAUCUUUGGUAAGAAUACUCUGGUGAAUGCCACGGCUUCGCAAUCAGGAGUGUUCGAAAUCGACUUUACAUUCAAGGUUCAUAAAACAACCGAGCUCCAGAAAACACUCGAGCUCGAAAUUAUUUCCAAUACUAAGGAUGGAAAAACUGAAAGUAUUAGAACUGGUUUCGAUGUUGAUGGCGGAUCUUUCUACGUUGAUAGAGGCAUUGAUAACGCGUUCAACAAGAAUCCAUUCUUCACCGACAAGACUUCAGCAUAUGUUGACCCCAUGGAGUAUGACGAUAGUGGAUUGCCAAUCUACAAAUUUUAUGCCAUUGUGGACAAAAAUAUCUUAGAGGUGUACUUGAACGAUGGCGCGGCCACAUUAACCAACACUUUCUUUAUGAGCGAUGGGUUCACACCUGAAUCUGUCGUUUUGUCUUCAACUUGCUCUUCUACGUUUGAAGUGAAGUCUGAGAUUAACGAAUUAACCAUUUAA
This is a messenger RNA of Sungouiella intermedia, 1542 nucleotides long. Lineage: Eukaryota; Fungi; Ascomycota; Pichiomycetes; Serinales; Metschnikowiaceae. The record is from the annotation of a GenBank genome assembly.